AUGUACGUCGCUUACGGUGCUGCCGUCCAGGGUGAUAUCCUCUCCCGUGACGAGAGUUUGACUGGCAUAGUACUUGUCGAUGCCUGCCCGCUUACGCUCGGUAUUGAGAUCACCAGCGGUGUCAUGACUAAGCUCAUCCUCCGCAACAGGGUUCUCCCAACUCGCAAGAGCCAGAUGUACGUCGCUUACGGUGCUGCAGUCCAAGGUGGUAUCCUCUCCGGUGAAGAGAGUUUGACUGGCAUAGUACUCGUCGAUGCCUGCCCGCUUACACUCGGUAUCGAGACCACCAGCGGUGUCAUGACCAAGCUCAUCCUCCGUAACACGGUUCUCCCAGCUCGCAAGAGCCAGAUGUACGUCGCGUACGGCUCAGCAGUCCAGGGUGGUGCUUCCUCUGGUGACGAGAGCUUGCCUGGCAUAGUACUCGUCGAUGCCUGCCCGCUUACGCUCGGUAUUGAGAUCACCAGCGGUGUCAUGACUAAGCUCAUCCUCCGCAACACGGUUCUCCCAACUCGCAAGAGCCAGAUGUACGUCGCUUACGGUGCUGCCGUCCAGGGUGAUAUCCUCUCCCGUGAAGAGAGUUUGACUGGCAUAGUACUCGUCGAUGCCGGCCCGCUUACACUCGGUAUCGAGACCACCAGCGGUGUCAUGACCAAGCUCAUCCUCCGCAACAGGGUUCUCCUGACGCGCACGUGCCGGGUCUUAGAGUCCGGUAUGCCCCAGUAG
Molecule: messenger RNA, 723 nt
Organism: Peniophora sp. CBMAI 1063
Lineage: Eukaryota; Fungi; Basidiomycota; Agaricomycetes; Russulales; Peniophoraceae
Source: the annotation of a GenBank genome assembly